UAGACUCACCUGCGUCCUUUGUGGCACCACACUCGGCCGGGUCUUUUCCCGCGGUUCUUUUGUCAAACGGUGUUUGUUUUCAAGUGACCUCGGAAUGCGGAUUGGUCUUCCGUGUGUGUUUUCUAAACGGGUUAUAAUACCACUUAUAUCUUCGCUUUGCAGACGACAGACGUCGAAAACAACCACCUGUGCUAACUUGACGGUACACACUCCAUUAUAUACCAGCGUUUUCCUGCCAGUGACAUCGCACAUAACGUCGCAUGUAGUGGUGAAUAACUUCGUUCAAAAUUCACGGGACAACAUUUGGAGGUUGGUGGAUGGUGCAGCGAUGGACUACCUCAAGACAGACAUCCUGACUCACUUGCGCGAGGGUCUCCUGGACACCUGCCGGCACCACAUCCAUUUCCUCUCCUGCCAUCUCAAACACUCUUCCAAUGGUCUCUACCAGCUGGGUCAACGGCUCAACGAGAAAGUCAGUAUCCGCAGCCGUAGACUCCUCCACAGCCCUCCGACAGAAGAUGACGUUGUCAACCAAGCGAAAGUCCUGUGCCGAGACUAUGCCUACGUGAAACUCAGAAAGCACAAACUCCUGUCCAGAGACAUCUACGGGAAAGCAGGAAAGCGAGGUCCCCAUCAGAUACAGUUCUUGAGGCAGAAGGCGGAGAGAGAUGCCCAGUCGGGUCAAGUGAAGACCAGGUUCGGUGAUCCUGGGAUCGGACCAUCUGAUGUGUCUAAGGAACUCAUCAAGGUGGCCACAGAAUUUGAAAAGUGCUUCCCGUAUUUGUAUGAGGACAUUACUGAACAAUUACAACUCAACUUCCAGUCGCCAGCCAAUAUCCUUAGUGUCUACAAUACAGUUGGAGCAGAUAUAUUCAGGAAAGGUAUCACGUGGGCAAGAAUCGUAGCCUUGUACACCCUGACAGGCGCCCUCAUCGUUGAGUGCGUGAAGCAGGGUCAGCACAGCCAGGCUAACGCACUGGUAGACGCAUUGCAGAAGUUGGUUCGGAAGAGGCUUGCCAGAUGGAUCAUCGACCAAGGAGGAUGGAUUGGGCUGGUGGUACAUUUCCGACAGAAGCAGUCUUCUAUCACGGUGCUACGGGUAUUAAGCUUGGUAGGGUUGCUCCUAGGUGUGGUCCUGGUGUUUUGGUGUCCCCGACGAACAUAGCCCGCUGUGAGCUACCAAACACCGACCAGUUGUUCAAGAUAUGGACAAAAUUAUGGAGAUCUUGUAGAACAAUACGGCCACAUGAUUCCAGCCGAGCGUAGGUAUGAUCAGUCUCUCCAGGUUGUGAUUAGUGUGGUUUACUAACGAAAAGUUAUGCUUAAACUAGAGUCAUAAUGCCUAUACUAUCAUAUAGUACACCAGCCCAUGUGCACGGCCAAACUGACUCCUGACAGACUUGAUAAUCUAAAUUCGCUCGGUCUGGUUUCGGUCCGUUGGUGUGACCCGGGUUUUAAACCUAAAACAGAACCAGAACGGAGAGAACAUUGAUUUUUCAAUUCAAACUUGUUCCUGAAUGAAAGUUGAACGUUUAUCGACCGUUCCCGGAGGAAUUGGGUCUACUAAAGGUAUGCUUCUUCUAUUAUUUUACGCACGUGAUUAUUUACAUUUAUGAAGAGCAGGCCCUCUACGAUAUGAGAGAGCUAUUACGCAGUACAUCUAAAGUACGCUUCACACGUGGCGUCAUUUGCAUGACUUAGGACUCGGUCAGCAAUUCACGCUAGUCGUCUUUGACGCACCAGCCGAGAAUGAUAUCGGACCGAGAAUGAUUGCAAACAGAACAGAUUACACGUUUUGUUGAAUUCCUGGCGUAAUGCCUGAUUUCUGUCAUAGCCUCGAUUGGUGAUUGGCGUUGGUAAUAACGCAAUUAAAAUCACGCCUGGUAUAGACGACGGCUGUUCAUCCAGAGUACCAAAGCGCCAUAAGGCCUUUAAAAAAAGAUGUUGUAUUGCCCUUCAGGUUCCAAAACAUGGGUCAGUCGGUCGGAAUUUUUGUUUUAAAUUUUUGUUUAA
Molecule: messenger RNA, 2013 nt
Organism: Strongylocentrotus purpuratus (purple sea urchin)
Lineage: Eukaryota; Metazoa; Echinodermata; Echinoidea; Camarodonta; Strongylocentrotidae
Exons: 4
Coding region: 95-1165 (356 amino acids)
Biological process (GO): regulation of apoptotic process; extrinsic apoptotic signaling pathway in absence of ligand; intrinsic apoptotic signaling pathway in response to DNA damage
Cellular component (GO): mitochondrial outer membrane
Molecular function (GO): protein homodimerization activity; protein heterodimerization activity
Source: RefSeq, a predicted model, not a curated record